AUGGGCCCUCUUCACCUCGCCGCCACGGCACUUGCCCUUGGAAAUAUCGGCCUUGGGAAUCCCGUCCCACAGAGCACGGCCAUCUCGGCGGCCAAAUAUUGCGAUGCUGCUACUACGAUAUGCUAUUCUGAAUGGCUGAGCCCCGAAAAGAUUGCAUACCGAAUUGCCAUUCCUGACACGGCCACGGCGGGCAACUUUGAUGUCCUGCUCCAGAUCGAGGCCCCUCGGACGAUAGGCUGGGCAGCCAUUGCGUGGGGCGGCGUGAUGGUCAACAACCCCCUAACAGUGGGUUGGGCCAAUGGAGACAAGACUGUUGUCUCGAGCCGAAGUGCAAGUUCAACGGCCAACACCACUCACUGGACUCUCACCGUCCUCGCCAAGGGCGUCAGUUCAUGGGGCAGUACGAAUCUUAACCCGGCCGGCACAGUGUCACUAGCGUAUGCGCAGUCAGCAACCCCCCCUGCGGAGCCGGCCAACAAUGCCACCCGGUUCAGCAUUCACAACUCCCGGGGCAAAUGGACACAUGAUCUGAAAAGCGCUCAGAUCGCCAAUUUUGCUGAGUUGAUUGAGAAAGCUUAUGCUGCGAUUGCUUGA
Messenger RNA from Chaetomium globosum CBS 148.51, 594 nucleotides. RefSeq lists its product as uncharacterized. The record is from RefSeq and is a predicted model, not a curated record. The transcript is spliced from 2 exons. The coding region runs from base 1 to 594 and encodes 197 amino acids. NCBI's taxonomy places the organism in Eukaryota, Fungi, Ascomycota, Sordariomycetes, Sordariales, Chaetomiaceae.